AUGUUCGAGCGUCGCGACAUCAGCUCCGUCGGCGCUCUCUUCCAGGAGUACUUCUCCAUUACCCCUGCCACCUGCGACAACGCAGGCGACUAUGUGGGGCGCAUGCAGGAGGUAGCCGGUCGCCUUGCCGCUCGCCAGGCUGCCCUUUCCGAGCCCCUGCAGAUUCAUCGUCUACUCUUCAACCUCAUGCCGGACUACGAGUCCCGCCUUCACGCCUUCACCGAGGCAAACCCCUUGGCUGGCCUCACCGAAGUGACUCAGUGGAUUAUUGACACGGAGGUCAAGCUCCGCACCCCCAUUGUCAACCUCACCACCACUCCUUCCUCCACCUCCCUCAAUGCCACGCAGCCGCGCAACCAGGGUGGUCGCAACGGCGGCGGAGGGGGUUGUGGAGGGGGCGGAGGUGGCAGUCUGGGUAGUGGCGGUGGUGGCGGUGGUGGCCGAGGUGGUGGUGGUGGUGGUGGUGGUGGUGGUGGUGGUGGUGGUGGUGGUGGUGGUGGUGGUGGUGGUGGUGGUGGUGGUGGUGGUGGUGGUGGUGGUGGUGGUGGUGGUGGUGGUGGUGGUGGUGGUGGUGGUGGUGGUCCUUGUGGCCCCACUCCUAGAGGUUCCUCUGGUGCCGGUGGAGCUCUGCAGCAGUUUCAGUAG
Molecule: messenger RNA, 645 nt
Organism: Closterium sp. Naga37s-1
Lineage: Eukaryota; Viridiplantae; Streptophyta; Zygnematophyceae; Desmidiales; Closteriaceae
Source: the annotation of a GenBank genome assembly